Oenanthe melanoleuca is the source of this 2987-nucleotide messenger RNA. RefSeq names its product DIM1 rRNA methyltransferase and ribosome maturation factor (gene DIMT1). Bases 161 to 1078 code for a protein of 305 amino acids. Gene Ontology annotation, molecular function: rRNA (adenine-N6,N6-)-dimethyltransferase activity. Gene Ontology annotation, cellular component: mitochondrial matrix. The record is from RefSeq and is a predicted model, not a curated record. Gene Ontology annotation, biological process: rRNA methylation. The transcript is spliced from 12 exons. Lineage: Eukaryota; Metazoa; Chordata; Aves; Passeriformes; Muscicapidae.
CACGCGGGGCCGCUCUCCGGCUGCAGUGCCGCGCGGCACGUGGGGCGCAGGGCCGGGGCGAGCCGAGCCGGACCGAGCCGAGCCGAGCCGAGCCGGACCGAGCCGAGCGGGACCGAGCCGAGCCGAGCCGGCCUGAAGGGAUCCAAGCGGAGCCGCCGCUAUGCCCAAGGCGCGGGCCGGGAAGCGGCCGGAGCGCCGGGAGGGCCGCGCCUGCGGCAUCCUGUUCAACACCGGGGCCGGGCAGCACAUCCUGAAGAACCCGCUGGUGGUGAACAGCAUCGUCGAUAAGGCUGCCCUGCGCCGCACCGAUGUCGUUCUGGAAGUGGGCCCGGGAACUGGAAACCUGACAGUAAAGAUGCUGGAGAAAGUCAAAAAAGUUAUUGCAUGUGAAAUUGACCCUAGACUUGUUGGUGAGCUUCAGAAGAGAGUCCAGGGCACGUGUCUAGCCAACAAACUUGAAAUCAAGGUUGGAGAUGUCUUGAAAACAGACUUACCAUUCUUUGAUGCAUGUGUGGCUAACUUGCCUUACCAGAUUUCUUCACCUUUUGUUUUCAAGUUAUUGCUUCAUAGACCUUUUUUCAGGUGUGCAAUCCUUAUGUUCCAAAGGGAAUUUGCACUUCGUUUGGUUGCAAAACCAGGAAGUAAGCUGUACUGCAGACUGUCUAUUAAUACCCAGCUAUUGGCUCGAGUGGACCACCUGAUGAAGGUUGGAAAGAACAACUUCAGGCCUCCUCCCAAAGUCGAAUCCAGUGUUGUCAGAAUAGAGCCAAAAAACCCACCACCACCCAUCAACUUCCAGGAGUGGGAUGGUCUGGUAAGGAUAGCCUUUGUUAGGAAAAACAAGACACUCUCUGCAGCAUUCAAAUCAAGUGCUGUAGAGCAAUUGCUGGAUCAUAAUUACCGAAUUCAUUGUUCCUUACAUAAUACAGAAAUCCCUGAAAACUUCAAAAUUGCAGAGAAGAUACAGACAGUUCUUAAAGAUACAGGUUACUCUGAUAAACGAGCCCGCUCAAUGGAUAUAGAUGAUUUCAUUCGAUUGCUACAUGGCUUCAAUUCAGAAGGCAUCCAUUUUUCAUAGAUACUGCUGGAAAGAUGCUGUAUUUUUUCACCAAAGUUUUACCCAAGCCAGAGUGUGUGCAAUGGGACAAGCGCCUCAUGAAAUCAAUGAACAGAAUACGGCGUAUACGCUUGGACUCAAAAUAAAAUGUUAGAUGUGGUUUUAUCACAGACAAAUAGGCAAGAAGCUGCUGCUCAGUAUUUUAAAAGCAGUAAAUUCUUUCAAAGCUGAAGUGAGGUGCUGGACUACCUCAUGACUGUGUUUUUCUAUAUAUAUACAAAACACAGAUUGACAGUAAUUGAAAUCUGUGUUCUCCAAUGAUGGACUUCACCUCAGUAUAUUCAUGCACCAUACUCAACAGUACAACCCCUGAGGGGUCUGGACAGCAACAAGGAAGUUGAAGUAAUUCUCUUUUUUUAGUAUCAGUCGUUUGUGUGUUUGUUUAAAGUAUUUAAACACUUCCUUUUGAUUUUAAAUGCCUGUCUCUCUCAUCCCUCUGGUAACUGCCAGUACUCCAAGCCUGUUAGUAAUCUGCUUCACUUAGAGAAUCCCAGUGAGUGUUUCUCAGAAAACAAAAGAAUUUACCUUGUGGACUUUAGAGAAUUGCCUUUGCCAUCUUGUCAACUGUAGGAACAGGAAAAAAACUACCAGUGGGCCAGGGCUCAUAAACACAGGCAGCAGGGUUGGGGUUUUUGUUAACUGAAUUCAAGCAGCUGUUUUUUAAGGUAACUACUUCGUUAAGGUAGGGAAAAGUUUUAGCACAUACCAUAGCUUUCAGUGAGAUUUAGAGCAAUGCAUGCAAAUUAGCAAAACCUCCUCUAAGAAAAACUUUAUUUAUACACAUUAUUGAAUCAUUAAGGCUGGAAAAGAUGUCCUGAGCCCAGCUAGCAGCCAUGACAUGUCAUUGGUUUUUUAAAAGUCAUUGAUUCAGAAGAACAGAAAUAGGCACUCAAAUUUACAGGCAUCCUGAAGCAUUGACUUCAAAAACUGAAUUGCAUAUUUAUUUCACAAUUUAAUAGAUCAGUAAUUCUAGUGCUGCUUCACUUCAUGCAGAAUCAAAUAAUGAGUUAGGUAAAUAGCCACAAGGAAUAUGUUGGACUAAUACAGUAAGAACAAGUGCUGAAGAUAGGUGUCACACUUCCUUAAUAAUUUUGUUUUACUGGAGAGGAAUAGAGGAUAAGCUUAUUUGAAUCCUGUUCAAGUGAUUUCAGUCCGUUAUGGCAAUGGGGCUGCAGAAAUUCAAGUGUCACAACCAGCCCUAUCAAUUUUCCUUGAUUCUAACUUUCUAAGCUUCAAUAUCAGUGUAGAUCUGACUUAAAGCAGGAUCUAGCACAAGGACUGGCAAUAGACACAGUUUCAGCUUGCAUGUGCUACUUGACAGGUCAGGUGUAACUUACAGGGCUUUGUAAAAAAGGUGCUGAAAGCUGACUGUCCUUUCUGGACCCACAGUUAGUCACAGCCUGGUUGAGGUGCUAAGCUUGCAUGGACGAAUAAUAUGGAAUUUUACUGGUAUUCCUGUAGGAUGCCUGUCUUCAGAAGCUUUUUAGAAAGUAAGAAUUGUCUAGAGCAGCUUCAGAGAAAACCUCUGAUAUUAUGAUAACCUGUACUAUCAGCUGCUAACAGAAGCUAUUGCCUUCCAUUCCAUUGUUUUUUUCUUUUACCUGUGAUGGGUGAUGAUCUUAAAAAAUGCUCAGAAAGACGUUAUUUUUUUAAAAAAUCUCCUGCAAAACUAAAGUCAGGACAGUGGUCUGGAGACUUCUUUCCAUGUAACAACUUGUACAGAAGAGUUUGCUUUAUUUUGAAAUCAGAGGCUUUUUCAAAAAUGUUCGUGAUGUGCUUACAAAUUGAAACCCUUCCGAAAGCAUAACAGAAAUUCACAGAUGUAAUUCAUUUAAUAGCUUUAUUUAUUAAACACAUUAUGUAAAAUCUA